GCUUAUUCACGGCGGCGCAAUGGGUGGAGCUGCAAAGGCAGUCGCUCAUCUACAACCACAUGGCCGCCUCGUCGCCUAUCCCCUCAUACCUCCUCUUCUCCGAUAUCAACCCGGAUGCCGCCGCCGCCGCCGCGGCGCCUACCCAGCAAGCUUCAUCGUUGUACUACUGCUGCUACUACACCCCCCUCCUUGUCCACCAUUACCAGGCUCAGCAGGCAGCGAGUAUGUCAAUGCUGCUGCAGUGCAUGCAGCAGGCAGUGGCGCGGAGGAGGUGCGGCCGUACAGACGGCAAGAAAUGGCGCUGCGCCAGGGACGCCGAGCCCGACCAGAAGUACUGCCAGCGCCACCUGAACCGCGUCGGCCGGGCACGGCCCCCUGCCCCUGCAAGAAAGCAACAGCACCAGCAUGCUGCUGCUGCGGUGGAUGCUCAUCAUCGUGACCGGGACAAGUCCGCCAUGACCGCCCCUGCGGCCACUUGUACCAGUCAUGGUAACAAGUCUUCCGGGAAUACGAUGCGGGAGGACGACGACGACUACACGCGAGGUUUCUUGGACUUCACCGGUGGAGUUUGCCUUCCGGAGCAGCGAGAGAACCGGCUCAGCCUCAACUACGACAACAUUGUCGAGCUCUACUGCAAUAGGCAGGUGGUCGCCACGCCCACGGUCACAGCAUCGGCGGCGUCGACAACAACGGCCAAGGAUGACGACGCCAUCGAUCAUCGGGCGGGAGCAACCUGGGUGGGCAUCGGGGGACCCCUCGGCGAGGCGCUCGGUCUCGCCGUAGAGAUUCAAUGGCCUGCUGGCUCCACCUAGCUCCAUACAUGAUGUUCUAGUGCAAUUCGAAGUGUAUCCGUACGCGUGUGUCUCCUACUACCGGGUUCGAAAUGGCAAGUUCGUUUUAACGUGCUAGAUAAAUAUCAUCAACCUGUGAUUCGACUGUGAAAUCUAGCGAUAGGUUAAGCGUGUGCGCUCUCAGAGGGACGCGUUCCGUACGUGUUAAUAUAGCCAG
Molecule: messenger RNA, 1008 nt
Organism: Hordeum vulgare subsp. vulgare (domesticated barley)
Lineage: Eukaryota; Viridiplantae; Streptophyta; Magnoliopsida; Poales; Poaceae
Product: growth-regulating factor 6-like
Exons: 1
Coding region: 60-812 (250 amino acids)
Biological process (GO): DNA-templated transcription; developmental process
Cellular component (GO): nucleus
Source: RefSeq, a predicted model, not a curated record